AUGGGUAAAGCCGGUCGCAUCGCGUGUAUCUUCACGCCCUAUGUCUUGACCAUCGCGUCACUGAUCUGUAUCAUUAUGGUGGGACUGGGCUGCACAAAAGCCAGCUCUUCCACCUUGAACGACCUCUACUUCAUGCGUCUUGACUUGUCGAACAUGAGUUCGAAUUCAGACGCGAUUUCCACAAUCGAGAGCAAACUGAGCGAAGCCGGAAUCGAUGUGUCUGACAGCGAUAUCACCAAACUCAUCAACACCCUCCAGGACGAUUCGACCAUCGCCGACUUCUACGACAUCGGUCUGUGGGGCUACUGCCAGGGCAACAUCACCAACAACAAGGAUACCGUCACCUCUUGCACCAAGCCCAAGGCGGAGUUCUACUUCAACCCCUCCUCAGUCCUGGGUGUGAGUGAAUCCGAGCUCGAGGAGGAGCUGGGAAGCAGUGUGAAGAAGAUCAUGAAGGUCUACAAGGCUGUCUCCAAGUGGAUGUUUAUUGCCUACCUGGUCGCAUUCAUCGCCACCUGCGCCCAGAUCCUCGUCGGUAUCUUCGCCAUCUUCAGUCGCUGGGGCAGCUGUGUCACUACCAUCGUCUCCAUCGUGUCUUUCCUCUUCACCCUGGCUGCGUCCCUUACCUCGACCAUCAUGUUCUCCAUCGCCAAGGGCUCCCUGGGUACCGCAAUGGAGGCAUAUGGCAUUGAGGUCUCCAUGGGCAAGAAUAUCUACGCGGCUACUUGGCUCGCAGUUGCCUUCUCCCUGGGUGGAACCCUCUUCUGGAUGUUCAGCACCUGCUGCUGCUCCGGCCGCUCUCCCUACGGCCACAAGGACCGUCGCCACAACCGGGACAGCAUCACUGCUGAGAAGGCUCCCUACACCUAUGAGCCCAUCGGCGCUGCCCACCCUCCCUUCGGUGCUCAGCCCUAUGCUCCUCAAUACGGCCAGAACACCUCCUACCCUCCUCAUAACGACAUUCCCAUGACCCACCAAAACCCCCACCAGCAGCCAAGCGCUUAUGAGCCUUUCCGCCACGUCUAA
Messenger RNA from Penicillium olsonii, 1026 nucleotides. The record is from the annotation of a GenBank genome assembly. Lineage: Eukaryota; Fungi; Ascomycota; Eurotiomycetes; Eurotiales; Aspergillaceae.